This is a messenger RNA of Salvelinus fontinalis (brook trout), 4191 nucleotides long. RefSeq names its product solute carrier family 35 member E4-like. The record is from RefSeq and is a predicted model, not a curated record. The transcript is spliced from 2 exons. Gene Ontology annotation, molecular function: antiporter activity. The coding region runs from base 3003 to 4157 and encodes 384 amino acids. Gene Ontology annotation, cellular component: Golgi apparatus. Lineage: Eukaryota; Metazoa; Chordata; Actinopteri; Salmoniformes; Salmonidae.
AUCAAAAAGCAUAGGCAAUAGCGUUAUGCUGCCGCGUGAUGUUAAAUGUGCGUAUGGUGAGGAUGUUUCACUUGCUGUUUAAUCUGGUCUGUCAUUGCAGUGGUAGCUGACGAUUCUGUGUUUCGUCGUUUAUCAGGUCUAAUAUUUUAUUCCGACUUUGUUUUAGGUUUACAUAUACAUCAUUUAGCAGACGCUCUUAUCCAGAGCAUUUGGGGUUAAGUGCCUUGCUCCGUUGAACAUCGAUAGAUGUUUUACCUACUCGGCUCGGGGAUUUGAACAAGCGACCUUCCUGGUAUUGGUCCAACGCUCUUAACCGUUAGGACGGCUUCCUGCCGCCCUAUGUAUACGGGUAGGACAGGGUAGGUUAUAAUAACUUCAGUUGAUAGACACGUCAUGAUUUUCUACAGUGCGAUCGCGCUGGAUGAAGCAAAGCAUGAUGACGCUAGAUCCGUACACUAAAUAUGCUGUGUAGGACUCUGCGGGGCUGACAACAAUUUAUUUGCAUCGUAAUGACCCACGUUCAAUGAAGUGAACAAUUACCCCCUUCUGAUUCAUGUCUCAUGUGUAUUCUAGAUGUUGAGUGGGUUAAAUUAAUCGUCGUAGUUCUGCUACUAUUAAUCAUGAGACCCCUCGCAUGAAUUCAUCUUUGAUAGCUACUUGCGACAGCAGCUGCUAGAGCGGAGGCUUGCUUACAUUCCUGACUGGCGACUUCAUUCUGGCUAACAACAGUAGGAGAUAUGUAGCCAGCUAAAUAUAGCCGCGGGAAGUAAUGGUGCCCCCUGAAAAAUCGGAAUAAAAAAAAAUAUAUUAAUAAAAAAAUUGGGCACUGGGAACUUUAAUAGUCCUGUAUUAGCUGACAGAUAGGGAUAGAUAUCAAUUUGCAGGGCCAGCUCAGGCAAAAAUAUUUACAGCAUCUCCACUGCUGGCUAUGCAGCUGAAUGUAGCGAAUGUAAUACUCUUUGGAAACUUUUCUCUGUCAUAACUUUUGGAUUUGAAAUUGUAACCAAUUACAGACUCACCUGUAGAGGAAGUAGAAGAGUCAGCAGUUUUCAAAGGUAUGGGUCUUAAAUCUUUUCUUGCCCAUGAAUCCUCCUCCCAGGCAAACUGGUGACCCAGGGACCCCCCCAAUAAUAUCUUCAGGGCCGGCUCCAGGCAUACGCGACAUAAACGGUCGCGUGGGGCCCCCUGACCCACAUUUAUAUAUAUAAUAUUUUUUUUAAUGAACUCAGUCGGGUCUCAACUUACUGUUGAGAGUAGAAUGCUUUUCAUGGUCAAUCCGAUGUCUGAAGUGGCCGUACAGCGGCGGGUAGGGUAGCCUUAGGGUGGCAGGGUAGCCUUGGGGCGGCAGGUAGCCUUGGGACGGCAGGCAGCCUUGGGAGGGCAAGUAGCCUAGUGGUUAGAGCGUUGGACUAGUAACCGAAAGGUUGCAAGAUCAAAUCCCUGAGCUGACAAGGUACAAAUCUGUUGUUCUGAACAAGGCAGUUAACCCACUGUUCCUAGACUGCCGUUGAAAAUAAGAACUUGUUCUUAACUGACUUGCCUAGUUAAAUAAAGAUAAAAUGAUUACUGUGAUGUAGACUUCAGGGCUUUCAUACUUCUUGCAAUUAGCAGAGCUAUUGUGAAGGGAGUUGUCAAGGAAGUUCCUGUUAUUACAGGAUGUACCACCCCCACCUACCAUCAACCAAUCAUGUUAAUACGGAGCCCUCCGCAUUGUUACAAAAUUUGAGAGGCGCACAGCGAUGCGGUACAGAGCUUGAUCUGGCCUCUGCAUGGCUCCGCAAUUGCAUCACACCCUCCAUACGAAGCCUCCGACCACAUGUUUGGAUCAAGCCUAAAUUGGCUUUUAGAAUAGUAGAAUACACAAGGUGCAAGUUUGAAAUGUGGUUGUGCAUCAGCAGGUUUUCUCUUCUUUUGUAAGUCCCUGACAGUCAGUUAAUUGGUCAGCUAACAAUUUGUAGUUUGGUAAGUUAGUCUAGCCAUUUAUCUAAACUUGUACAGUAGUAAUCAUGGUCGAAUACCGAGCUGGCACACAGGGCAUGUGCCCAGGUGCCCUGACCUCCACGGGGCCCCCAUUGAUUUUGUUUGUCUCUCUCACUCAGAUUUUAAGAUAGCACAAGUCAUGACAAAAUGUGUAGAAUUGCAUGAAAUGUGUUAUAAAAUUGCAGAAUAUUUUCUCCGCCCCAUGGCAAAAUGUAUAGAACUGCAGGAAAUGUACUUUAAAACAUAAAUGUUUCUCUCCGCUUGGUGGUGGGGCCCCCCAAUCAAAUCUAGCUUAGGGCCCCCAAAAGGUUAGAGCCGGCCCUGCAUGUCUUAUCAUCAGGUGAAUGAUAAUGGCAAAGUGAAGUAAUCAGCAUUUAAAAAUUAAUAAUUCAUAUAUUUGGUAAUCUUCUGACUGGCUAAUGAUCUGGCUAAUGAUCAACAACCAACUUGACAGAGGUUGAAUAAUUUGUUAAAGGAUAAUGUGCAAAUAUUGUACAAUCGAGUUGUGCAAAGCCCUUAGAGACUUACCCAGAAAGACUCACAGCUGUAAUCGCUGCCAAAUGUCAUUCUAACCUGUAUUGACUCAGGGGGUUGAAUACUUAUGUAAUAAGUAGUGUUAGUGUUUUAUUUUUUAUAUAUAUAUAUAUUUUUACAAAUGUUAGAAUUUUUUGUGUAGAUCAUUUAUAUUUGUAAUUUUUUUUCAUCCAUUUUCAUCCCACUUUCUAACACAACAAAAUGUGGGAAAAGUGAAGGGGUGUGAAUACUUUCUUCCUCCGAGAAGAUUGAAUGACAAAUUAAGUUUUUAUCAAAAACUACUGUUUUCAGCACCCAAAGAAUAGCCCGCAAUAACACAGAACAAUGCUGUGUUUUGAUGUUUUGAUAAAAAUAAAAAUAAAUGUUUUGAUAAAAACUUAAUUUUAUGUGACGUUGGAGCUCCAGUCCGCCCACACAGUCACUGCUCAACUCCAUCGUGAAUCAUGGAGUGGAGUUUAGUUGGCUAAUUAUUGCUUAACCAAGUCAAGAUGUGUUUGCCUUACAGAAACGAGGAUGAAACCAACAUGAUUAGCACCGAUGGCCUCUCUAAAUGCGAGGCGACCUGGUGCGAGACUGGGAAAAGGCCACAGGCGGAGAUGUUGCACCUUCUGUCCGCUGUCAUUGUCUGGCUUGUGACGGGGACAACCAUCUCCAGUCUUAACAAAUGGAUUUUUGCAGUGUACAACUUCAGGUACCCCUUACUGCUGUCGGCCCUGCACAUGUUGACAGCGAUAGUGGUGGACUAUGGGCUUAUUAAACUGCGAAUUCUCCAGCAAAACGGUGGGGUUGACAACCAGAAGGACCUUACCACCAGCGCCAAAUGCAAGGUGUUUCUAUUGAGCUUGACAUUUUGUGCCAGCAUCGCAUUUGGCAACAUGGGUCUAAACUAUGUCCAGCUGUCAUUUGCCCAAAUGAUCUACACCACCACGCCAAUCUUCACCCUGGCCAUCUCCACUCUGAUCCUGGGCAAGCAACACCACAUCCUCAAAUACACAGCCAUGAUGCCCAUCUGUCUGGGAGCCUCGUUCAGCAUCAUGGGCGAGGUCCAGUAUGACCAGACAGGCUGCUUCUUUGUAUUCGCUGCAACAAUGUUGAGAGGUGUCAAAACCAUCCAGCAAGGUAUCUUGCUCCAGGAGGAGAAAAUCAACUCUGUGUUCCUGCUGUACCUGAUGUCUAUCCCCAGUUUCUGCAUCCUGGCCGUAGCUGCUCUGGCCCUGGAGAACUGGGCCGUGCUAGAGUCUCCAAUGCACUACGACCACAACCUGUGGCUCUUCAUUCUGCUCAGCUGCCUGGGCUCUGUCAUGUACAACCUGGCCAGCUGCUGCAUCAUCACCCUCACCUCCGCCGUCACCCUGCACAUCUUGGGGAACCUGAGCGUGGUGGGCAACCUGCUGCUCUCCCAGCUGCUGUUCGGCAACGAGAUGUCAGCGCUCAGCUGUGCCGGUGUGGCUCUUACUCUCUCUGGCAUGCUCAUCUACCAGAACUCUGAGUUCAUCUCCAACUACCUGGAUGCACGGCGAGCUAAAGCCAGGGAGCUCAGCCGAGUGAGGGAGGAGGAUAUUGCUGGCCCAUUCCAACCGCCCCCCCAAGAACAACAGGAGAGGGUAAACACUGGCGGCAAGCGAGAGGACAAGAUGGACUGAGAGAGAGAGAGAGAGAGAGAGAGAGAGAGAGAGA